AUGAAUUGCGAGCGUCGUUCAUUAUUGGAAGUUGAUAAUAAAUAAUAAGAGUAGAUGAAAUAGAAUCAAACUCAAACCCAAUAAAAAUUGAACCUUAUACAAGAACCUAAUAUACAAACUUAAGAAGAGAAUCCAUCCAAUAAAUUGAAAGACAUUCACAAAGAAUAUCGCAAAAACCAAGCAUUUAGUAACUUUAUCAAAUGUCAUGUCCCACUAUUCUCUUAAGUGGAGAAGGGAGUAACUGUCAAAAUGAUCAACCAUAACAUUGAAGCAUAAAAUUCAGAUGCUAAUAAAUUAGGUAAAGUGAAAACUGUGCAAUUCAACCUACAAAAUAAUUAUCUCCAUUCAAUUGUAAAGCAUCCUAGUGAAUAUCUAACUUUGAAUGAGAAGUUUAAUUUACAAAGAAGUAUUCAACAAUAUGCAAUGCAAAAUAGAUUUGAUUCUACUUCAGAAGAAGAAGAUGAUGAUGUCGAGGAUUAACACUCUGUGAUUGAAAUAGUAGUCAAAGAAUUAACCUAACAACCAAAGAGCAUUUUGAAGAAAUAGCCUAAGGAAUUUAAACAUGAAACAGACGAUGAUGAAGAUUAUUAUUAAAACAAAGGCUUGAGUUUUAAAGAAAUAAGAAACCUAGAGAAGAAAGUUAAAGAACAUGAUUAUGGUGUAGGGUUGGAAUUACUCUAAAAAUUAGGAUUCAAAUAUGGUGAAGGUUUAGGAAUUAAUAGACAAGGCAUUCUAGAACCUGUAAUUCCUGUAAAAAAAUAAGUAUUUACAGGUACCUAAUCAAAUCAAAAUAAGGCAAAUGAGGAAGAUUAAGUUUGGUUGUAUGAUCAACCUUAUGAGACUAAAAAUACAAAAAAGGCAGAUAAAAUAUGGAGAAAAAGAAACUAGACAGACAAUUAGCAAAAUUCUUCAUCAUCAUAUUAAUUAAAUUCUAAAGACAAUAUUAUUCAAGAAUAUUUAGAUGAAGUUAAAGAAUUGGCGUAGUCAGUCUAACAUUUAUUAUUUAAUAAAUUAAGUAAAUAUGAAAUCACUGAAUAAAUCAUAUAGUAAAAAAGAGAUUAAACUAUUAAAUUAGAGAUUGAAAAGGAAAAGAUACUCAGCAAUUUGGAAAAGCAAAAAGAAAGCAUAAGAAAAAAGGAAUCAUUUUAAAAAUAUCUUCUCUUUUUUUAAGAUGAUGAAGUCUAAAUAUCUAAUGAACCUUUUCCACUAUAUGAAAAAUUUCUAGAAUGCUUUAUCAAACAUCCUGAUAUGUUCAUUUAAUUCAACCUGAUUGAUGUGUUGAUUAAACAAGGAGUAGAGGAUAUCACAGAAAAUACUAGAAAUUGGGAAGGACCACAUACAGACAUACUUGAAAAUGAAUUUAAAUACAUCAAUAAAAUUGUGUAUUUAGGAAAAGAUGUUUUUAUUUAAUAAUAAUAAAUGGCUACUACUUCAAAUAGUAAAGAUUAAAAAAUUCUGAUUAUUGAUAAUGUAAUUUCAGAAAACGAUUUCCUAAACUUAGAGACUAUUGUUGAUAUACUAGUUAAUCCUAUAAAGUAAAAAUUGAUCAAUUAUAUACAUACCAAAUAUGAUCCAUGUUCAGAUAAUUUAUUAUUAGAAAUGCUUAAGUUGUGGACCACUGACAUCUAAUCAAUAGAAAUUGAAGAAUUUCAAGGUUAAAAAGUGGAACAACUUAAAUUAUUUAAUGCCAGAAUUAUUGAAAAUAUCAGUAAUCUACUUGUUCCAAAAUUACUAUAAACAAUUUCUAAUUGGAGUAUUAAUGACUCCUUUUAACUUCACAAAAUUAUACUUCCAUGGAUGUCUUCACGAUUUAAUAACUAAGAAUUAUCAGAUCUAUUGAUUGAAAAACUACUAUCUAUUGAUUUAGACAAUUAACCUGAUUUCGGAUUAAGUGUUCUAUCUCCAUGGUCUAAACUUCGUGAUAUCUAAUGGAAUCAGAUUCUUGAAAAAUAAGUAAUACCAAAAAUGAUUAGUUAUAUGUCAAGUUUAGAUGCUACUAAUUUUGAUGAUAUCAAGAGAAUUCUUCAGCAUUUUGAACACAUUCAAGAUUACGCUGAGACUCUAUUUGAACCUCUAAUGGAGAAAAUAAAAUAACAUGUAAGUUUGAGAAUGGAAGAAAAUGUGAGUUGCAGAGAUCCAGGAAUUCAUCAAUCAAUUUUGGAGUGGCUGAAUGGUUGGGAAUUGAUUCUCUAAGAUUAGGUAUUGAGUAAGUCCAAUCUUCUGUCUGCAAAAUUUAAAUUGAUCAAAGAGAAGUUAAUUUGA
Molecule: messenger RNA, 2262 nt
Organism: Paramecium tetraurelia
Lineage: Eukaryota; Ciliophora; Oligohymenophorea; Peniculida; Parameciidae
Exons: 2
Biological process (GO): spliceosomal complex disassembly
Cellular component (GO): U2-type post-mRNA release spliceosomal complex
Molecular function (GO): nucleic acid binding
Source: RefSeq, a predicted model, not a curated record